CCCAACAAGGAAUAGGCAUAGAGAAAGCGGGAAAACGAAGAACGAUAUAGGCUUUCUAACCCCAAGUGGCGCGUAAAUACAUGCGGUUGCCGGCGUGACUCCGAUGAAUCUAUUCAAGUUGAAGGCGGUGUCUACACUCUCUGACGAGGAUAAUCCUGAUGACACUUUGAAGAAGCACAUUAUCGAUCUUGGAAACGCCAGCGAAGUCAUACACUUCCGGAGGUUCAUUCCCUUGGAUCAGUCAUGGAUGUGGUUCGAUUACCUCAAUAAGCAUAUCCCGUGGACCAGACCUAUCCUUCGCGUCUUUGGAAGAUCUUGCAUUCAGCCUAGAGACAUGUGUUAUGUUGCAGCUCCAGGAUUGACGGAAUUGAGUUACAGUGGAUAUCAACCACAUGCUUAUUCUUGGGAUGAUUACCCGCCACUGAAAGAUAUCUUGGGUGCAGUUCAUAAGGCUCUUCCCGGGAGUAGUUUUAAUAGCAUACUCUUAAAUAGGUACAAAGGCGGUAAUGACUAUGUGGGUUGGCAUGCUGAUGAUGAGAAGCUAUAUGGACCAGCCCCUGAAAUUGCUUCACUGUCUUUUGGAUGUGAACGUGAGUUCAUUUUGAAGAGGAAACCAAGUAAAAGAUCUAAUGAUGUCUGUGUUGUUGGUGUCGCGCGGACGCCAAUCGGUGCUUUCCUUGGCACUCUUUCAUCUAUUUCAGCGACGGAGCUUGGUUCUAUAGCAAUUAAGUCUGCUCUCAAGAGAGCAAAUGUAGAUCCAUCACUCGUGCAAGAGGUGUUCUUUGGGAAUGUUCUCGCUGCAAAUUUAGGGCAAGCCCCUGCCAGACAGGCUGCCUUAGGUGCGGGCAUACCUUCAUCUGUAAUCUGCACUACUAUUAACAAAGUUUGUUCAGCAGGUAUAAAAGCUACUAUGCUUGCAGCGCUGACAAUACAAUCGGGCAUUCAUGACGUUGUCGUGGUUGGUGGUAUGGAAAGCAUGUCUAAUGCACCCAAGUAUAUGGUACAAGCAAGGAAGGGAUCUCGGGUAGGGCAUGAUACUAUCGUUGAUGGUAUGAUCAAGGAUGGCCUUUGGGAUGUUUAUAAUGACUUCGGUAUGGGUGUUUGUGCUGAGCUAUGUGCUGAUCUUCAUGACAUAACAAGAGAGGAGCAGGAUUCUUAUGCGAUAGAAAGCUACGGGAGAGCAAUUUCUGCUCAAAAUUCUGGUCAUUUUACAUGGGAGAUAGUUCCGGUUGAAGUCUCUGCAGGAAGAGGGAAGUCCUUCACCUUUAUUGAUAAAGAUGAAUGUUUGGGAAAGUUUGAUGCUGCAAAGCUAAAGAAGCUUAGGCCAAGCUUCAAGGAGGAUCUGGGUUCUGUAACUGCUGGCAAUGCUUCUAGCAUAAGUGAUGGCGCUGCCGCAUUAGUGCUAGUGAGCGGAGAGAAGGUGCUUCAGCUUGGAUUGCAAGUAAUAGCUAAGAUAAAGGGAUAUGCAGAUGCAGCUCAGGCACCGGAGGUAUUCACAACUGCGCCGGCUCUCGCAAUACCAAAAGCCAUAUCAAAUUCUGGUUUGGAGGCUUCUCAAAUUGAUUAUUAUGAAAUAAACGAAGCCUUCUCUGUUGUAGUUCUUGCGAAUCAAAAGCUUCUUGGUCUUAAUCCUGAGAAAGUUAACGUGCAUGGUGGAGCUGUAGCAUUGGGACACCCCUUGGGCUGCAGUGGAGCUCGUAUCUUAGUAACACUGUUAGGGGUAUUGAGACAAAAGAAGGGGAAGUAUGGGGUUGCUACUAUCUGCAAUGGAGGGGGAGGGGCGUCUGCUCUCGUCUUUGAGCACAUGCCAGUUUCCAGGGUUGGACUUUCUUCAUUGUAAGGAUGGUUGGAGAAUAAAAUGUAUUGUGAUUCUGUUGAAGAAAGAAUGGUUAUACUUCUGAUUUACAUCUUGCAUUGUGUUGUACUACGUGCGGUCCUUAGUAUAAGAUCUCAUCUGACUUUUAUUGUGCUCUUAAAUAUAAUACCCCUAUCCA
Messenger RNA from Neltuma alba, 1994 nucleotides. Its product is annotated as probable acetyl-CoA acetyltransferase, cytosolic 2. The transcript is spliced from 16 exons. Gene Ontology annotation, biological process: fatty acid beta-oxidation. Gene Ontology annotation, cellular component: mitochondrion. Lineage: Eukaryota; Viridiplantae; Streptophyta; Magnoliopsida; Fabales; Fabaceae. Gene Ontology annotation, molecular function: acetyl-CoA C-acetyltransferase activity. The coding region runs from base 104 to 1840 and encodes 578 amino acids. The record is from RefSeq and is a predicted model, not a curated record.